Effrenium voratum is the source of this 687-nucleotide messenger RNA. Lineage: Eukaryota; Dinophyceae; Suessiales; Symbiodiniaceae. The record is from the annotation of a GenBank genome assembly.
AUGGCGGUGUGGUUCUUCGGGCUCUCGGGGCUCAUGGUGCUGAACUCUCAGGUCUCCAAGCGCUGGGCGCAACGAGGGCUUCGCAUCAAGCGGGUGGACGAGGCAACCGGCCUGUCUUGGACCACCUUGGGAGCUGGGGAGAGCCCCGCCUACGCCGAUGUAGUUAUUGUCAUGGACCAGCUUCCAAAGUCACGGCUAGGCAUCAAUCUGGUGCACAAGCAGCGCAAGGUGAGCCGCGUGGUGGUCCGGGAGGCCUUCAACGCGGGCUGGCGUGUGGGCGAUGAGGUGCUGGAGGUGGAGGGCAAGCAGGUCCGGUCCAACGCUGCGGCGCAGCGCGCCGUGCGCCGGGCGCUGAAGCGCCACGCGCGCGCAGGCGGAAGCUUGAAGUUCAAGGUGAGGCGCUGGGCGGUGCGGGAUGGCAGCCGCGGCAUGCUGCAGCUCACCAAGGAUGGCCACCGUGAGCAUUUGGUGCCCAUGGUGGACAUCGUCCGGGGCGUUCUGAAGGACUACCAGGCGGUUCUCUUCAUGGAGGGCACCUUGCAGAAGCCCAACUCCCGGCUCUCGCGCCUCAUCAUCCGGGCGCUGGAUGCCCAGAGAGUGGCCUUCAAGGCCAUCGAUUGCAGCGACGAGAAGGCAAACCCUGGCAUACGGAAGAUCGCAAAGGAAGUCUCCGGAGAGGAGGCCUGA